This is a messenger RNA of Seminavis robusta, 1278 nucleotides long. NCBI's taxonomy places the organism in Eukaryota, Bacillariophyta, Bacillariophyceae, Naviculales, Naviculaceae. The record is from the annotation of a GenBank genome assembly.
AUGAAGUUUUCGAUUUUCUCCAUUGGUGAUUUGCUGUCUUUCCGAGGGGCAUUCCGUUUGGACAACAGUCAGCCAUAUGGAAUAUCCAGCUUGGAUUAUGCCAUUGGCACAAUGGCGUUCCAUCCUACUCGCAAUUCGCUGUUUAUUGCAGGACACGAUCACCACAGAGCGAUUGCCGAGUAUUCCGUGAUGGAAGAUCUGGACUUCUACGAUCAAGACAGCAACAACAACCCGCACCCAUCCGUGCAAGACCUCCCGGUCACGCCACCUCCACUUCAGGCGUUUGUCUACGCCUUUGAAGGUUUGGAUAAUCGUCAUGAUAUCAAUCGAAUCACUGGCAUGAUGGUGGUCGAUGAUGUUUUGUUUGUAAAUGCGGAGAAUUGGUAUGAUGCCUCGUUGGACGAAUGGACGGUAACUCGAGAUACCAGUCUUUACUUUCCCAUGGCUUCCAACCUGAGCGCCGCAGCUCCAGUUGGUUUCUUUCAACUAGAAGGAGGUUCCCAAGCGGCAGGGUAUAUGGGACGAAUUCCGUCGCCUCUUCAACCCUUGUUCAACGAUUCAAAAUUCUUUACCGGUUGGUCCAGUGUCUAUUCCAUCCUGUCCAGAUAUUCACAGGGCCCUUCAUUGUGGACGUUUGAACCGCAGGAAAUGAUAGAAAGGGAAAACGGAAGCAGCAGCAUCAUGGAUCGCAAAGAGAAUUCAACAAUCAUCGCAGCAACGCCGUAUAUGAAUUAUCCCUACUCCCACAAUGAUCCAUCCAAGUGGCUGUCAGAGCGUGCCACGGAAUGGGUCGAACCAGAGGAUCAUCAACCCACCGGGAAUUUGUCGGCGCCACCUGCGGAUCCCUUGUGGAACCCUCUCAGUGAAGCGCGCUACGCUUUUUUUGUGCAAGAUGAAAUCUUUUGUGUGAUUGGCAUCACAGCUGGGUUGGAAUCGGGCAUUGGCUACAAGGUCAUUCAGGAGAACGGGCACGAAUGUGGUGGUCCUUGUCCUUUUGUAUCAGACGACUGGUACAAUUACUACUGGUUGUACCACGUCCAGGAGAUUGUGAAUGCUUCCUUUGUGUGGGACCCACGACCCUUUGCGUACGGUGUUUGGGAGCUGCCGUAUUAUGUGACGGUUCCUUCCGAACAUCGCAUCAUUGGUGGGACCGUAGACGAGGAACGAGGCAUCUUGUUUGUGGCCCUGGCGAAUGCGGGCAAAUUGGAUGAAUAUGAUCAGCCACCGCUUAUCUUGAUGUUCGAUAUUUUGGAAGCAAACCAAACCAAGGCCAGAUGA